ACUUUUAUUUUUCGUCUAAAGCUAUAAAAGCCCAUGCAAAACCAAAGCAUUUCUAAACAUUAUCUCUGGAUUUGCUUUUUGUUUUAGCUGCUAUUUUUUGAUUUGGUGGGUGGCCCUUUCUACCUCAUAGCAGAGUGACAGUGAGAGAAGGACCCAGACCUUUAAUCUUGUUUUGCAGUGGAUUUAGCAGGAGAGAGCUACAACAGCCUGGAAAUUGCCAUGGAAAAGAUACUGAAAACAGAAUUGAAAACUUCCAUUCUGAAGGCAUUUGGAAGCUCGGGAGGAGGAUACAUCAGCCAAGGCCAAGCCUAUGAAACAGACAGUGGACGAGUAUUUAUUAAGAUCAACCAUAAGUCUCAGGCUAGAAAGAUGUUUGAAGGGGAAAUGGCAAGUUUGGAAGCUAUUCAGAAAACCAAUACUGUGAGAGUGCCUCAGCCUAUUAAAGUGAUUGACCUUCCUGGAGGAGGAGCGAUGUUUGUCAUGGAAUAUCUAAAGAUGAAGCAUCUCAACAAAUAUUCUUCAAAGCUUGGAGAGCAGAUAGCUGAACUUCAUCUUUAUAACCAGAAGCUUGGAGAGAAACUGAGAAAGGAGGAACACACAAUUGGUAAAGGUGCAGGCCAGUCUGAGUCUCAGUAUGUGGAUAAGUUUGGAUUCCAUACAGCCACCUGCUGUGGCUAUAUACCCCAGGUGAAUGAAUGGCAGAAUGAUUGGCCUUCUUUCUUUGUAUGUCACCGACUUCAGGCUCAAUUGGAUUUGAUUGAAAAGGAUUAUGGAGACAGAGAAGCAAGAGAACUGUGGUCACAGCUAAAGCUAAAGAUUCCUGAAAUGUUCUGUGACAUAGAAAUUGUUCCUGCUCUCCUGCAUGGGGACCUGUGGGCAGGAAAUGUGGCUGAGGAUGACUCCGGGCCAAUUGUCUUUGACCCUGCUUCCUUUUAUGGCCAUUCAGAAUUUGAACUGGCGAUUGCUGGAAUGUUUGGUGGGUUUAGCAGCUCUUUUUUCUCUGCCUAUCACAGUAAAAUACCCAAAGCUCCAGGAUUUGAGAAACGAAACAAAUUGUAUCAGCUCUUUAAUUAUAUAAACCACUGGAACCAUUUUGGGACAGGGUAUAGGGGCUCUACCCUAAAUGUAAUGAGAAAGCUUUUAAAGUAAACAAAAACAUUUGAGAAAUUCUGACAUAGUCCCUGCUUAUCAGAAGUAACACAAUCUAGAAAUUAAUGUUGAUGAUGAAACACAUGGCAGAUGUACCUUUAGAGCCUCACUAAAUGUUAGGAGUGAUUGUGUUAAUUAACUCUAUAUACUAGUUUACUACCACAGAUUCGUACUACACUGAAGAAAAGGACUACAUGGUUUGUGAAAACUUCACUAGGCUGCAAAAGUAGCAUGACAGUCAGGCUAACAUUACUGUGUGUAGACUGUCCUGCUUGUCAGUUGCUGCAUUUCCAUGCUCUUGUGCAUCUUGUCACUUCUGCUGUUCUACCACCAGUUCAUUAUUGAGAGCUACUGGGAUUGUGGUGCUGAAGUAAUCACUGGUUCCUUACCUCUCCUUUUUUUUUUUUUUUUUUUUUUUGUUGGGUUUUUCUUUUCUCUUCUGUCUGCUUCCAUCCCUUUUCCCAUUUAUGUUUCUGUGUUUUCUUUCCUUCCCCUUGUAAGAGUUCUGAUCCAAAAUUUAAUUCAGAUUCUAUGAAUCUAGAAAUUAAAACCUUCACUUUAUCUGAAGAAGAGUAGAUUGGGCCCUUUAGACUGCACUUUGCGAGCAUGUAUAAUAGCAUUUCUUGUAUUUUUGGUAUUUAAUUUGACAGGAUUUUCUUUUUAGCUAUAGUAAGACAUGUUAGUAUGUUAUGCUAUGAUAGUGAUGUAUAUUUAAAUAACUGUAAAAAUGUAUCAGGAGGGAGACUUAGCUAUUUGAUGAUAAGAAAGCAUCUAUUAUUGCUGCAAUGCUGAUUUGGACUUGAUUUUUUUCAGUUCUAGAAAAUAAUUUAUGUUGGGCAAAAGUAGUCUGUUCCAUCACUGCUUGCUUAUUGAAGGAACAGUGUAAAAAUGGAUGGUUUAAAAAUAUUUUUCAGUAUUCCUAUUUGCUUUAUUUUUACAGAAAAAAUAGGCAAUGAGAAUUUGGGGAGGAAAAGCAUGCAACAAAUAUACUGGCAUAGAAUAUUAGCAAGAAUAUGUUAACAAGUCAACCCUUUUUAAUGGAAGGAAGGAGGGGUAAAGAAAGUAAAUAAAAGUGCAAUCCCACGAAGGCUUAUGUGAAUUGGAAAAUCCAAAUUAGACAAACUGAAUCUAUGUCUUUAAGCUUUGGAUGUUGUAAUGCCUGAUACCUAAAAAGUUAUAUUCAAAAUGCUCAAAUAUGUUUAGAUCAUUUUUCAGCUUUACAUGGUACUGCUAUGAUAAAUAGUAUCUUGAAAAUAACGUUAUUCUGUAGAAUAUAGCAGACACUGAAACAAUAUUUUUUCUUAUGUUUACUAUGCUAAAAGAUUUCUUUUAAAGCUUAAAGUUGGAUUUUAGAACAUUAAGUAAUUUGAAUUUAUUCUACGUAAACAUAAUACGAAUAGUUUAAACUUUUUACUUACUUGAAUUUGGGCUACGAUGAGGUGAAUUUGUCACACUGUUUCUAACACUUGAUACAUUUAUAAUAGGGAAAAGUGGAAUGGGUGAUGUUAGAAUUCAGCUGAAAUUGUAGCUGAUAGCUGGAAGAUCCAGGCCUGGGAAAACUGCAAAGUGCACGAGAACUAGUAUUUAUUAAUGUUAACAAAAACACAUGUGAACGUAAGAUCUUUUCCUUGUCAAAUAAAAUACUUGCCUUGCAAAA
Molecule: messenger RNA, 2806 nt
Organism: Rhea pennata
Lineage: Eukaryota; Metazoa; Chordata; Aves; Rheiformes; Rheidae
Gene: FN3K
Product: fructosamine 3 kinase
Exons: 6
Coding region: 220-1149 (309 amino acids)
Biological process (GO): fructosamine metabolic process
Source: RefSeq, a predicted model, not a curated record